AUGGCUGAUGAGUUAUACAAGAAAGGAAUCGAUGGAAGUCUUUCGAGAUGUUUAAGUCAAGCCGAUAAAGAAAUUUCUUUAGGGGAAGUCCAUAGAGUUUUUCCUUUAGAAAUUAAUCUCAAUACGUUGAGGAUUUUGAGGCAAGAUGAGUUGCCAGUUGAUGAUUAUUGGAAUGCAAUGUAUGACGAAUUAAAUAAUUUAGACUCCGAGCGUGUUUUGACUCUUGAGAAUAUGAUUCAACAAAAGAAAAAUGUUGUUCGAAAUUAUAAUCAUCGAGUAAAAGAGAAAUGUUUCAGUAUAGGAGAGUUGAUUUUGAAAGUUGUAUUACCAAUAGAAAAGAAGUCAAGAUUCCUUGGCAAAUGGACCCUAGCUACUUGGGAAGGACCUUUUCAAGUAAUCGAGUUGUACUCUGGAAAUACAUAUCGAAUUAAAGAUAUUGAUUCUGGGAACGUGAUUAAUUCGAUAAAUGGAAAGUAUUUGAAGCAAUAUCGAUGCAUGCCGAAUCAAGAUUAA
Messenger RNA from Arachis duranensis, 513 nucleotides. RefSeq lists its product as uncharacterized. The transcript is spliced from 2 exons. Lineage: Eukaryota; Viridiplantae; Streptophyta; Magnoliopsida; Fabales; Fabaceae. Bases 1 to 513 code for a protein of 170 amino acids. The record is from RefSeq and is a predicted model, not a curated record.